AUGGCGUCUGAUGCACAGACGGCGUUGAAACUAGCAGCUCUCCAUAUCACCGACGUGUUGGCGAAGUCACGCAACUACAAUGAGUUGCUACAUUACUGGCAGGCGUGGCACGACAACGUGGGCCCACCCAUGAGGAACGACUAUAUCGACUUCGUAGCACUCAGCAAUAAAGCUUCUGUGGAGAAUGGAUUUAGUGACACCGGUGAUUAUUGGAGGAGCGCGUAUGAGUCAGAUACGUUCCGCGAGGACAUUGCAGCUCUCAUGGAGCAGGUGAAACCUAUGUACGAUCAGCUGCAUGCUUACGUCAGGCACAAGCUAGGUCUAUGGUACGGCACCGACAAAGUCGCGAUUAAGGGACCCAUCCCCGCCCACCUACUAGGUGACAUGUGGUCACAGUCCUGGGAAAACAUAUACGAUAUGCUGGAGCCCUACCCCGGCGCCCAGGCUGUUGAUGUCACAGAUGCUAUGGUGGAGCAGAACUACGACGCGCAGAGGAUAUUUGAGGUUUCCGAAUCGUUCUUCACGUCAUUGGGUAUGUCGCCGAUGCCUCAGGAGUUCUGGAACAUGAGCAUGAUCGUCAAACCGGAGGAUCGCGACGUCGUCUGCUACGCUUCCGCCUGGGACUUCUACGACGGGAAGGACUUCCGGAUCAAGCAGUGUACAGACAUCACCAUGUCGUGGCUCUCCACCACGCACCACGAGAUGGGCCACGUCGAAUACUUUCUGGAGUACAAGGACCAGCCGGUGAAAUUCCGUGACGGAGCAAAUCCGGGUUUCCACGAAGCAAUAGGAGACACAAUAAGCUUGUCCGUAUUGACUCCAGCUCACCUGCAGAAGAUCGGACUGUUGGACGAUGUCGUUGAAAACCAUGGUAAACGAACAUCAGAGGCGUACUUUGUUUCCUACAUCGUACAGUUCCAGUUCCACAAGGCGCUCUGUGACGCCGCCGUACACGAGGGGGCGCUCGACAAGUGUGACAUCUACGAGAACACGGACGCCGGCGACAAACUCAUGGCGGCGCUGCAGCUCGGCUCCUCGAAGCCGUGGCCGGAAGCGAUGACAAUGUUAACGGGACAGGACAAGAUGGACGCCUCGGCCCUGAUCGAGUAUUUCAAGCCGCUGACGGACUGGCUGAAGCUGUACAACAGUGAAAACGACGUGCCGGUGGGGUGGUGGUGCGACGAUGAUGGCGAGGCGCAGAGCUGGCUAGAUAACUACAAUGUAGAGGCGGAGGUGGUGCGAUACAGCGCUGUGGUGGCCUCAUGGAACUACAACACCAACAUCACGGACGAGAAUGCACAGGCUGAGAUCGUCGCAGCGCUGGAAUCGGCGGAAUUCGACAAGCGUAAAUCCAAGGAGCUCGAUAGCUUUAACGGAUUAAAGAUCACAGAUGAGCAGAUUAAUCGAGAGAUUAAGAAGAUUAAGGAUAUCGGAAUCUCCGCUCUACCGGAUGCGGAAGUAGAGGAGUGGAACACUAUAGUUUCAGACAUGACCACCAUCUACAGUACAGGAAAGGUGUGCAAGUAUGGCAAGACGUGUACGGACGGGAGUAACGACAACAUGCUACCGCUAGAUCCAGAUAUCACACGCAUCAUGGCGACGUCGCGUGACUAUGACGAGCUGUUGCAUUACUGGAGGGGAUGGCACGAUACGGUCGGCUCGCCGAUGAAACAAGAAUACAUAGAAUACGUGAAGCUGAGCAACAAGGCAGCCAUCAUGAACAGUAAGUUAAAACCUCUCUAUGAGAAACUUCAUGCGUUUACGAGGUUCAAGCUGUCGAAGCAAUACAUUGGAGAGGUGAACCUAGAAGGACCAAUCGCUGCGCAUCUACUAG
This is a messenger RNA of Priapulus caudatus, 1834 nucleotides long. RefSeq names its product angiotensin-converting enzyme-like. Gene Ontology annotation, biological process: proteolysis. The record is from RefSeq and is a predicted model, not a curated record. NCBI's taxonomy places the organism in Eukaryota, Metazoa, Priapulida, Priapulimorpha, Priapulimorphida, Priapulidae. Gene Ontology annotation, cellular component: plasma membrane. Gene Ontology annotation, molecular function: metallopeptidase activity; peptidyl-dipeptidase activity. The annotation marks the transcript as partial. The transcript is spliced from 13 exons.